AUGAUACGCGACGCAGCACUGGAGAACAAAUUUCGAAAGCUGCCCAAUCCAACGUCGCCCAGAAACGACAACCUGGUGCACAACCGGUCGUCAAAGGAGCUGACGAUGGAUCAGAUGCAGGUUUUAAGGCACGAAGCUUCAUUCAACACGACUGACGCCAAACCUGUUGACAUGAUUGCAGCAGUGGAAUAAAUCCUUAGUCAGACGGAGGCAACGGAGGAGACCAAGAGCCUCAUCCGACACCAAGUGUCGUCUCUCCUGAUGGCCCACAGGCCGCGGGAAGUGCUUUCCAAGGUCGAACGCGAUGCGCUUAGAGAACUCAAGGCCGACAAAGACUUGGUCAUCGUGCCAGCGGACAAGGGGCGCUCCACGGUUGUGCUGGACAGGACAGACUACCUUCAAAAAGCCAAAGGUUUACUGGAGGACCGACAGUUCUAUGUCCCAUGUGCAACAAACCCUUUAAAAGCGCUGACACGCGAAAUUAAUGCUACGUUGUUGGCCUUGGAGAACUCAGGUGCAAUAACACCGACCGACAGACGCAUGGCGAGACCCAAGAUACGGCUUUGGCCCGAUUCUAUGGCCUCCCUAAGGUGCACAAAGACGGCGCUCCUCUCCGACCCAUCGUGUCGCUCAAAGGUACUCCAACGUACGGACUGGCUAAGUGGCUGUUCCGGCGUCUCAAGUUCCUGACCGCUGAGUCAGACACCACGGUCUCUUCGUCAGCGGAAUUCCUGGAGAAACUCAAAGGGGUAAGCCUCCAUCCAAAUGAGGUCAUGGUAUCUUUUGACGUUACAUCCCUUUUUACUUCUAUUCCCCAGGACCUGGCGAUCGGGACAAUUGAGCUGCUACUACAAAGCAAAUAUGAUGAAACGGAGAACCGUCUUGGACACGCCCAAAUCCUUCAGCUCCUGAAGCUCUGUCUCAGGACGUACUUCACGUUCAACGGGAUAAUCUACGAACGGGUGAAGGGCACACCAAUGGGUUCGCCGAUUUCGGGAUUCAUCGCCGAGGCGGUCCUGCAACGGUUAGAAUCGCUGGUCUUCCAACACCACAGACCGAAAUUUUGGGCCCGGUAUGUGGAUGACACCUUCGUCGUCAUCGAACGGGAUCAGGUGUUGACAUUCCAAGAACAUCUCAACGUCGUCUUCCCGAACAUUCAAUUUGCGAUAGAGGAGGAAGAGAACAACCAGCUGGCCUUCCUGGAUGUUCUCGUAUGCCGCAAAGAUUGUGGUGAACUAAAAACCAAUGUGUUCAGGAAAGCUACAAAUACGAUGCAAGUACUGAACUUCAACAGUAACCACCCAAUCAGCCACAAACGCAGUUGUGUAAGGACGCUCUAUCGGCGGGUCGAAACGCACUACAGUGAGCCGGAAGACAAAGUUGCCGAACUACAAUACCUCCGACGGGUCUUCAUAGCCAAUGGCUACCCGCGCAACUUUGUCGACCGGUGCAUACACAAAAUGGACGAAAGGCCUAACCGCACGGACACCAUAGUUUGGCGUGCGCUUCCAUAUGUCAAGAACGUUUCGAAAGUUGUUGGCCGCCUUCUCGCACCACUUGGGGUUGGAUUUGCACACAGGCCGGAGGCAACCAUCAGGCGUCAGUUGAUGAAGCCAAAAGACCCACUGCCACGGCAAGAAACGUCUGGAGUCGUUUAUCGGAUCUGGUGCAGUUGUGAACAAAGCAACUACGUCGGAGAAACCGGAAGACAGCUCCGAACGCGAAUGGCCGAACACGCUGCAACAGUGCGGAGAAAUGACGCCAGCUCUCAAGUUGCGGCUCAUUCGACAGGUUCCGGCCACACAUUCAAAUUUGACGAGGCCGAAAUUCUCGCAAGAGGUGACAACCGCGUGAGCCGGGAGCUGCUUGAGUCAUGGCUUACUGGCCCCCAGUCUAUUAACAAGUGCAAUGAUCUUCCCAUUCAAUACAGCGUGCUGAGACUUCGUCUAAGCGGAGUAAUUGGCCAUGCGGGGAGCGCACUGUUGAACACUCUUCCCAACACCCGGGUCAACGCGUCAGAUGGUCGAGCAAUCAUCUCACCAACAUCCAACGCACGUGAUGAAAUCGCAGCAAUUAACGACGCGAAUAUCUGCCAUCAGGCCACGGACAAAGAACCCUGA
Molecule: messenger RNA, 2120 nt
Organism: Spirometra erinaceieuropaei
Lineage: Eukaryota; Metazoa; Platyhelminthes; Cestoda; Diphyllobothriidea; Diphyllobothriidae
Source: the annotation of a GenBank genome assembly